UAUCUACAUGAGAACGGCGUUGUGCAUCGUGACCUCAAACCAGAGAACCUGCUGUACGCCGACCUGUCACUGGACGCUCCGCUGAAGAUUGCUGACUUUGGUCUUUCCAAAAUCAUCGAUGACCAGGUGACCAUGAAGACUGUCUGUGGCACACCGGGUUACUGCGCUCCAGAGAUCCUGCGGGGAAAUGCCUACGGCCCUGAGGUGGACAUGUGGUCAGUGGGCGUCAUCCUCUACAUCCUACUCUGUGGGUUCGAGCCCUUCUUCGACCCGAGGGGGGAUCAGUACAUGUACAGCCGCAUCCUCAACUGUGACUACGAGUUUGUGUCACCGUGGUGGGACGAGGUCUCCCUCAAUGCCAAGGAUUUGGUCAGUAAACUGAUUGUCCUCGACCCUCAUAAGCGCCUCAACGUCCGGGAGGCCCUGCAGCACCCCUGGGUGCUGGGCAAAGCCGCCCGCUUCUCCCACAUGGACACCACCCAGAGGAAACUACAGGAGUUCAACGCUCGACGCAAACUUAAGGCCGCCAUGAAGGCCGUCGUGGCCACCAGUCGUAUGCACGAGGGUUCACGGCGUCGUACCGACAGCUGCGAGAUUCCGGGCUCGGGUACUUCCAGGCAGAGCAGCAUGCAGCAGGACCCGCCUCCUGAGUCCACAAGCCCCACCCCUGCAGACAAAGAGGCCCCGCCCCCAGAUCAGCAGCCGCUGCAGGAAGACGAGUCAAACCCUGGAGACCAAAGUGCCCUCAGCCCCUCCCCUCCACGCAGCCCCAAACCACCCAGCUCUGAUGUCACUCCCACAGGCCCCGCCCCCUCCAGACCGCCGCUGCGAGUCGACGGGCUGCGACAAGCGUCCGUCGUCCCCAAACCCGCACCGGUCCAGCCCCGACUGCCGCAGAAGAGCUACUCCGUGGUAGAGCCCACCUCCAGGGCCGAGGCCACGCCCACGCUGGCCACGCCUCCGAGUCCCAACAACCUCAGUAAUGGCUUCACGCCGGGGGCGGAGCCUGCCAGUAAGACCACCCACUGCCAGUGAGCGCAGACGCUUCAGAAAUCACUCAAAUUAUCUCCUUAGGCUCCGCCUUCCAUGACCUGAAAUCAUUUAUUGGGACCAAAUUAGACCAGAAGCACCCGGAGCCGACAACCAUCCUCCACUCUGUAGCUCUGCUGGGAUGCUAACAUGCUAACAUGCUAACAGCUGUUUGUCCCACAUCAGGACGUACAGCUCGGUGGCAUUGAUUGGACGAUGACAUCCAAUCACAGACCUUCUUCUUUAGACCUGCUCUUAAAGGACGAUUCCACUUGUAUUCUAUUUGUUGUUCAUUCUAACUCACAGAAAGCUACGAGCUAAUGUAGCUACGAGUGUCAUGUAACCAAGAGUUAGACAGCAGGAAGAGGCGGAGUCAGGUGACCUUUCAACUGUCACCUGUCGGUUUUUAUUGAUUUGGUUGAGCUUCCUGUUGGUCACAAACAGACGAUCAGUCUGUAGUUUACUGACACUUGGUAGCGUAGCUUAGCAUAACACCUGGAAGCUAGCUGUAGGUGUAUGAGAGGAGGAGUUAACUUUAUACUGCUGGGUCACUUAAUCAAUAAUAAUAAUAAUAAUAAUAAUAAUCCUCAGCAUUUAUUAUGGACUUUCAAUCUGCAAAGUAACUAAAGUUAUUAAAUAAAAAUUGAAUAUUUUACCCCAAAAUGAAUCUAUUGAUUAGACAAUAACCAGAACUGUUCCAGAGGUUCCUGUUAGAAAUUAUUGGGACUAUAAAGGAGGUUUUUGAGGAUCCUGAUUCCAUUUCUGACAUUUUCUAAAUAUAAACUGUUUAAAGAGGAAAUGAAAAUAUUCCCAGUGGAUGAUUGUGUCAGUUUAAAUGUAUUAAUACCCCCCCCUCGUUACUGCUGUAUAUCAGAGUCCUAUACUGGGCUCUGAGGGAUGUGAGCGUCUUGCUGUCUGUUCUGAUGUGGGACAAACAGACUGAGGUCUCUUCCCGCUCCGGGACGCUCAGGACGGAGCCGACUGAUUGUAUUUUAUGAAACUUUGGUAAAGCGUCUGCAUGGAGGACAGAAUCUCGCUCUGGUGUUUUUCUUCUUCUGCAUCCCUCUCAGUUUCCAGAGGAGGACUGGGAGGGUUCUGGUUGCUCUACGGGAGCCUGAAGAGACAAUGUGCUUUGAGUUUUUUAUCCUUUCUACUCUUUACUGUCGCCUCCCGCUGGCUGUGUGACGCAGCCGUAGGUAGAUCGCUCUGUAGCCUGCAGGUGAGUCCCGUGUUGUGUUCAUGAGCUUCUAGUAAAAACGUGUUUUUCUCAGCAGUGAUGAUGAUCUCCUGUUUGCACUGUACAUAGUUUGGUUUCAGGGUCAGUGUUCUUUGCAGCCAACGGAUCUUCAUGAGAAAUCAGAAAAACUAAACCAUUUAUAACCGGGAACAAAAACCAGAGAAUGGCUCGGUUUGGUUUUAUUUUAAAAAGGAAAACCAUUUUUAUUUUCUAACAAUAAAAAGAAAACUGGUCAGUUUUCAUUUACUUUUUAACAAAAAACAUAAAGUUAUUUCAUUUUCAGACAAAAAUAAGAGAAAACCGUUUUUUUACUUUUAUUUUUAAACCAGCGAGCCGUUGUCUGUCCUUCGCUGCAGAGUGCACUGACCUUUUAUAGACAGACAUCUUUACUGCUCCACUCCACCAGAGACGCAGUCCGUGUUUAGACCCCCCCAAAAAAAUACCAGAUUUGACCUUUGACCUUCAUCCGAUCUGAAACCACACAUUCUACCUCUUUUUGUACAGGGGCUUCCAAAACCAUAAAAAAACGUCUCUGGAGAGGAAACAAAUGAGCCCAGCAGGCAGAGCUGAGGCCGCUCAGAGAGAAACACACAGAUCUACGGUGGCUGAGACGGGCCAAACACAGCAGUUUGAGAAAGCAGAAUCUGGUUCAGUUGGUUGCUGCAGCAGGUUGAACGGAAUCAGUGGAAGUGAGAGUGGAGUUUAUCUUUAAAUCAGCUUUAUUAAAGGUUCAAGUUCAGGCAGACAGGAAGCUGAAGGUUUAUGUCUGCUUCAGUCUGGUGGCGUUCGAUAUACACCACCUACUACUUAUCGAUAUAAACACGUCCCACUGGAAGGUUUUCACCGUUCGUUAACUUAACGUGAGUCAGUAUUCUCUCUCUGGUCCGUAUCACUGCGGCAGUAUGAUGGGAAUCAGCUGUUUCUGGGAUUUAAUGUCAAUAAACGGAUCAAUAUAUCAAUAUAACAACAACAUCAUGAUGGCACCAGAGUCUGACGGUCUGUAAGCAAACAACUCUUAAAAUGCUUGUUUUCUGAAUGGAGUUUGGUUGAUCAGGGCUACGCUAACUUGUCCUGGUCUGAGGAGUUAUACGGGUCCUGGUCUGAGGAGUUAUACGGGUCCUGGUCUGAGGAGUUAUAUGGGUGCUGGUCUUAUCAGAGAGCUGUUUGUGUGGUCACACUGACUGGCUGCUUUGCUUUUUGUCCUGUCUCAGCCACCGUCUGUGAAAGAACCUGGGUUGAGAAGAGGAACACAUUCGUCCCUGAAGGGCUUUUACCUUUAAAGAGGAACCAACCUCAACCCUAUAUGUUACGUAGUUUUGAGGACUGAAUGGACAUUUGAGUUCACCUUCAAAGGAACAGUUGUUUACUGACUGUGAACUCAUUAUGAAUUAUACAGCUCCCAGUAGUCUGAGACGUCCCCAGGCUGGAAACCCUGAACCAGACACUCAAUGUUUUACUCAACUAACAGACUUUCACGUGUUCUACUGUAUAUUGUGGAUACGUCGUUUACGGUCUUUCGUUCUGAAAUGAGAAAAUCAAAAUGGGGAAAAAGCUCAUUUAUAUUAUAAAUAAAACAAAAACGCAGAAAA
This is a messenger RNA of Morone saxatilis (striped sea-bass), 3855 nucleotides long. Its product is annotated as calcium/calmodulin-dependent protein kinase type IV. Gene Ontology annotation, biological process: protein phosphorylation. Gene Ontology annotation, molecular function: calmodulin binding; ATP binding; calcium/calmodulin-dependent protein kinase activity. The record is from RefSeq and is a predicted model, not a curated record. Lineage: Eukaryota; Metazoa; Chordata; Actinopteri; Moronidae.